Tilletiaria anomala UBC 951 is the source of this 1185-nucleotide messenger RNA. Its product is annotated as NAD(P)-binding protein. Bases 163 to 1011 code for a protein of 282 amino acids. Gene Ontology annotation, cellular component: cytoplasm. Gene Ontology annotation, biological process: cellular response to oxidative stress. The transcript has a single exon. Gene Ontology annotation, molecular function: quinone reductase (NADPH) activity; zinc ion binding. The record is from RefSeq and is a predicted model, not a curated record. Lineage: Eukaryota; Fungi; Basidiomycota; Exobasidiomycetes; Georgefischeriales; Tilletiariaceae.
CUCCCAAGCUCGAGGACCUCAAGACCAACCAGAUCCUCAUCAGAGCAAAGUUCGCCGGCAUCAACUUCAUUGGCGAGCUGCGCCUUUUUUAUUCUCAAUACCUGCGCUCCUGCUGACAAUAUCCCCCCGGCCCUUUCAGAUACCAAUGUCCGCAAAGGUGCAAUGCCUGCUCCACUUCCGCUGAUCCCGGGCAUGGAGGGUGCCGGCACGGUUCUUGCCGCUGGUUCGGACGUGCAGAACCUCUUCCCCAUCGGCAGCAAGGUUGGCUACAUGGGCAUUGGCAUUCAGUCGUACGCCGAGUAUGUGCUGGUCGACGCGUCCAAGGCGGUGCCCAUUAAGGACGAGCAGACGCCGUUCGAGGACAUAUGCGGCGCCAUGAUGCAGGGCAUGACUGCGCAUUACCUCGUCAACGCCGACGGCAGCUACGAGAUCAAGCAGGGCGACCAUGUGCUAAUCCACGCCGGCGCGGGCGGUAUGGGUCUGUUGCUUACACAGAUUGCCAAGGCAAAGGGCGCCGUCGUCACGACGACUGUCUCUUCCGCGGCCAAGGCUGAGAAGAGCAAGGCGGCCGGCGCCAAUACGGUCCUGCGCUACGCCACAGACGAAGGCGCGAGCACCGAUGCCUGGGUCGAGCAGGCGCGCGCUGCGACGCCCAAGGGCCAGGGCUUCAAUGUGGUCUACGACUCGGUCGGCAAGUCCACUUUCACCCACUCGCUCGACCUCGUCGCCAAGACCGGUAGCGUCGUCCUCUUCGGCGCGGCGUCCGGCGCACCCGACCCAAUCGCCCCGCUUAGCCUCGGCCCCAAGUCGAUCAAGCUAACGCGGCCUAUGCUCUUCCACUAUGUUGCGGACGAGGACACGCUCCGCAGGCGCGCGUACGAGGCUCUCGACUGGAUCAAGAAGGGUUAUGUCAAGUUUGACUACGUCAAGGCGCCCCUGAAGGACGCUGCCGACUUGCACGCGAAGCUCGAGAGCCGGCAGACAACAGGUAAGCUCUUGCUCGAGCUAUAAUACCGUUGUAACAUACGAAGCUAUCGGUAUAGUCUAGGCUCGACUUUCGUUUUCAUCCACGAUGCAUGCACUCGACUACCUGAAGGAAGCGCAUCUCAGAAAGGCGCACGCCCAUUUUCUGUCCUGACCAAACCUUGAACUCGAUCACUGAGCUGGCUCAAGGGCAACUUGGAG